Messenger RNA from Penicillium angulare, 963 nucleotides. RefSeq lists its product as uncharacterized. The transcript has a single exon. The record is from RefSeq and is a predicted model, not a curated record. NCBI's taxonomy places the organism in Eukaryota, Fungi, Ascomycota, Eurotiomycetes, Eurotiales, Aspergillaceae. Gene Ontology annotation, cellular component: nucleus. Gene Ontology annotation, molecular function: hydrolase activity, acting on ester bonds; zinc ion binding. The coding region runs from base 1 to 963 and encodes 320 amino acids.
AUGACUGUCACAGUUCAUCCACGGGAUGCUCCACCUUUAGGUGAGCUGGCAACUAUUAUGAAAAAGGCCCUAGAAUUGAAUUUCGCCGCUGUAACCGUCCACGUCGCACAGUGUCCAGACCUUCGCGACCAUCCAUUCAACCUCGCCGCACCAGGGCUAUCAGGAAACCCCUGCAUCGCCGAUAUAGGCGGACAGCCAAAUCUGUUUCCUAGCCCAAACUUCGAUGCCAAAUACUCCUUAUUAUCCCUUGCUGAGCAGAUGGAAAUGUCGCCCAUCGGGGGAUCUCUUAUCGGGGCGGGGGCGGCUCCAUUUCAAGAUCUCGGCCACAAUGCCGAACUAGCACCGAACGUUUCCUGGCAGUCAGAGAACGAGACCUCGGAUUUCAAAGAUUUGAGUUCGUUAAAAGUUAUUAAUAAUACUCGAUUUAUUGAGGUCGAUCCAAAUGGAUUAUCUUCAUGUCAACAUAUCUCGAGUACGAAUUGUGCGCUGAUGAUGAAUUUGUACGGGUCGGCUGGCGAACCUGGUCCAGUACUUAAAGUCACAGCUAAGGGCCGGAUUGGGGAUCAAAACUUCACAAAUUGCAUUCGCCUUGGUAUACGAGAUGAUUACGGUGACUCGAAUCCUGUCAGUUUGGGUGGGGUGUUUUUGCUUAAGUCUGGCAAGGCUAAAUUUCAUGUCAUGCCUGAUUUUCCAAAGAAGUUGCCCUUUCAAGACAGGGAUGAGCUGGAAAACGAAUGGCUGACGUAUCAUACAUUCAAUGCUCCUGUUGUAUGUCUAACUGUCAUGCAUAGUGCCGAUCCUGAGAAUUUGGGGCUGCGGAUGGAGCAUACGCAUUGCUUUGACCCUGAUGGUUCACGCAAAGGGGGGCAUUAUCAUUAUGAUCUUGACGGCGAAGAAGUAGAAUACGAAGCGUAUCUACACCCCGCUUCCACAGUCUACAGAAUUGACCAACCCAGAAAUUGA